This is a messenger RNA of Mobula hypostoma (lesser devil ray), 5993 nucleotides long. RefSeq names its product calmodulin-binding transcription activator 2-like. NCBI's taxonomy places the organism in Eukaryota, Metazoa, Chordata, Chondrichthyes, Myliobatiformes, Myliobatidae. Gene Ontology annotation, biological process: regulation of transcription by RNA polymerase II. The transcript is spliced from 21 exons. Bases 8 to 4540 code for a protein of 1510 amino acids. The record is from RefSeq and is a predicted model, not a curated record. Gene Ontology annotation, molecular function: transcription coregulator activity; protein binding; double-stranded DNA binding. Gene Ontology annotation, cellular component: nucleus.
AGCGCCAAUGGGAGUCGGAAGUAAAAUGGCGGCCGUCAUGAAGCCGGAAGAAAACAACAACCACCUCAAAGUUUUCCUGCCCCACAAACUUGUCGACAGUUUACCCAAGUGUGCAGCCCUGCCCAAGGAGAGACAGCGGUGGAACACCAAUGAGGAGAUUGUGUCGUACCUGACCAGCUUCGAGAAGCAUGAGGAGUGGUUGUCAGGCUCUCCCCGCACCAGGCCACUGAACGGCUCGAUCAUCCUCUACAACAGGAAGAAGGUGAAGUAUCGGAAAGAUGGGUACUGCUGGAAGAAGAGGAAAGACGGCAAAACAACGAGAGAGGAUCACAUGAAGCUGAAGGUGCAGGGGAUGGAGUGUCUGUAUGGCUGUUACGUGCAUUCUUCCAUCAUUCCAACAUUCCACCGUAGGUGUUACUGGCUUCUCCAGAACCCCGACAUCGUACUGGUUCACUACCUGAACGUGCCAGUCACUGAGGACUGUGGCAAGAUCUGUGGGCCCAUGCUCAGCCCCAGCAGCAGCGACCGCAAGGAGUGGCUCAGGUGGUCCAAAGAGGAGCUCAUCUGUCAGCUCAAGCCCAUGUUCCACUGCAUCAAGUGGACAUGUAGCAAUGGCAAUGGGUCCGUGGAUUUCUCAGUCGAACAGCUGGUCCAUCAGGUUCUGGAGAGUCAGCCCCCGCCCCGCACUCACAUGUGCCUCUUCAACAGUGGCCUCGGGAGCCGAGGAAACAUACCUCACAAGUGUAACAGUACCAAGCACCGGAUCAUCUCGCCCAAGGUGGACCUCGGUCUGGCUCCCUGUUCUGCCUUAACGGAAGUGCAAAACCUCUCAGCGGCCAACAGCAGCGGCAAUGUGGUCAAUCAGGACAAGAAGCUGGUGAAACUGCCCAAGUCUGUGCCUCGGGUUAAGGGGGGCAGAGAGGCCUCACCCUUGGGCACGUCGGACAAUGUGGAUCCCACCGAUCGCACCCCGGGAGGGCGGAGUAACGGCAGUUAUGGCAACCGGGAGCUCACCACCAUUGCCUGUGUCACCAAUGUGUCAAAUCUCAGCAUUGCCACAGUGACCUGCAGCAUUCCCCGCAAUGCCCUCAUCCUGAUGACGGGCGUCGGUGACAAGCCAGUGUCCUUGGCCGGCCCGGGGCUAGCCCUCGGCAGUCAGCAGCUGGCGGUCAGCGGCCAGGCCACUGGUCUGGGCAGUCGAGACCUGACCUUGGCCCUGGCACAUAGCACUGGGAGUGGACUGGUACUGUCCGAGACCAGCAUGGACACCUCCGAGACCAGCGCCACUUUCGACCCCGAUUCCUUCCUCAACAGCCCCAAGCAAGGUCAGACGUACGGGGGUGGAGGAAGCGCCAGGGAGGGGGGCAGCAUUGCCCCAGCCUACCCUGUGCUCGGCCUGGGAGACUCCCUGGAGAGGGAGGCGGACCUGGAGAGUGUGGGACCAGAAAGAGAGUCCCGACUCCCCGACUGUGGGAUGCCUCCCGUCUCCUCCACUUCUGUCUUCCCACAGACACCAGGCCUGAUGACAGUGAGACGGGAACCAACUGCAGCCACAGUGUGCGUGGAGUCGCCUGCCCUGGCCGCUGUGCUGGAUUACAGCGACAGGGGCUCCCCCAAACCCUAUGCCGGCACCUUCCCCCAGCCCUCCCCCAUGGGAGCCCCUCUCCCUUCACCAUGCAGCUCAUUCUUCCACGGAGACGCAGGGGCCCACGGCAGCGGGUCCGAUCCUUCAGCCCCGGUGAUCCUGGGGACUGAGCCCCUCUGCCAGUUCUCACAGGAGGCCACUGACAACAGAGGCGAGAGGGACAAGCUGGGGGUUGGGGCUCUGCAGGUGGUGGGUCCUGAGGCUGAGACCCCGAUGGACACGUCCCAGGGGACAGGUCUGCAGAAAGGGGUGGGGAAGGUGGAGCCAGAUUAUGGGGCGCUGCCCAGUGGGAAUAGCAGCGACCUGUACUCCAUUAUACAGAGUGAGAUGCCCCCCACCCAGCACCCCCCUGCCAGCCUCGAGCUGGACAUCGACCACUUUGACAUCUCCUUUGACAGCCAAUUCCCUGACCUGAUCCCGGACUUCAUGGCAGAGGGUGGAGGUGAGGGAGGAACGGCGUACCCCUCAGCCGAGUCAUCGGACCACACCAUCUCUCCAACUUUCCCCGAGACAUUGGCCUCACGGUCAGGAUACAGCUCACCCCAGCAACCCGUGGGAACAGACAGAGCCGCAGUCUUCCCCGAGGUUCCUGCAGCUCCAUCAGACCUGCCCAGCCUCUCUCCCAGUACCGCCCCAGAGGGACCCUCUGUCAGCAUCACGGACUUCUCCCCGGAGUGGUCCUAUCCUGAGGGCGGAGUGAAGGUGUUGAUCACGGGGCAGUGGGGAGACGGCGCUGACGGAUACUCCUGCGUUUUCGAUCACAUCACUGUACCAGCUGCACUCAUCCAGUCUGGGGUCCUUCGCUGCUACUGCCCAGCCCAUGAGGCUGGUGUGGUAAAGCUACACGUGACUCGGGAGAAACCCCCCCUCGUCUCCAACACGGUGAUGUUUGAAUACAGAGCACGCAACAGCCUGGCCCUGCCCAGCUCCCAGCUCGACUGGUUGUCUCUGGACGAUAACCAGUUCCGCAUGUCGAUCCUCGAGCGUCUGGAGCAGAUGGAGAAGCGAAUGGCUGAGAUGGCAGCUUCGGGUCACUGUCAGAGUGUGCGCACAGGAGGCAGGAUGCAGAUUCAGGCCUCAUCAGACUCCUUCGAGGAACGGAUCAUCGCUCUGUGCCUCACCAUGAUGUCCCGGUCGUGCUGGCUGACUUCUGAGCGCCUGGUUCACAGUGUCACUUUCCGGGGGAUGACACUGCUGCACCUCGCAGCCGCUCAGGGCUACUCCCGACUCAUAGAGACCCUCAUCAAAUGGAGGUCUCUGAGUGCCGACAGUUUGGACCUGGAGCAGGAGGUCGAUCCCCUGAACGUCGAUCAUUUCUCCUGCACUCCUCUGAUGUGGGCUUGUGCCCUGGGACAUGUUGAUGCAGCUGUCACCCUAUAUGGGUGGAACCAGCGAGCUCUCCUCAUCCCCGACUCCCUGGGGCGGUUGCCCUUGCACGUGGCUCGGGCCCGCGGCCACGUCCGGCUUGCAACUCGCUUGGAGGAGCUGCAGGGUCAGGGUGAGAGCAGCUCGCUGACGACGCGCGUGCCCGAGGGAGACACAACUGACGGGCAGUGGCCGUUGUCUACAAGCGACGCUCCGGACACACCCAGGGGUCCACUGUCCUCAUUGGCCAGCCCAGACACAGGUCUGAGCGUGGCCACCAGCCCCUCCUCUCCCUCCUCGCUGCCUGAGGGCUUGGGAGCCAACUCUGUGAGCUCAGCGUACUCCAGCGCAUCGGUGAGUGGGGAGAGCGCUACCUACAGCCCUGAGCUUGGUGCCCAUGGGGACCCGGACAUUGCCAUGGAGGUCUGUGAGUCUCAGCAGAUGGUGGGGCCGGCCAGCCCUGGGGGGAAGGGGGACACACUGUGGCCCCUCCCCUCACAGCAGGAGUCUCGGCAACGAGGGACUCCCAGCCCCACUCCCCAGUCCUGCUACUUCAUUGACUACGGGCUGACGCAUGACAACGGGCAGUUCUCAGUGACGAUUGGUCGGGAUUCCAUUGAGACCGGCCUCCUGCGGUUUAACGAGAAUGAGGAAAAUGAGGAGUUCCUGCCGCCUGUCGACGUGUUACAGGUGGACAUGAUGGCCCUGGCUGAGCAGAUCAUCGAGGCCACUCCAGAACGAAUUAAACAGGAAGACUUUAACUCAGUCGAGGCUCCUCUCAAAGAACGCCAGGACAGCUCGAGUAUCAGCAACACCAUGACAUGGCUUGCCACCUACCUGGAGAACGUGGACCAGCUGCCCAACUUCUCGCAGCACAGAUCAGCCUGUAACCAACCGCUGACACCACCAUCUCACGCCUGCCUCAGUCCUGUGAACUCACCGCUCAGCGACAUCACCUUCGAGAGAGUGGACGUGGCAGCCAACACUGGCUGGUCAGAUUUCCUCAAUGCCUCCACCAAUGGCAAGAUGGAGAGUGAAUUCGCUCUGCUGACAUUGUCUGAUCACGAACAGCGGGAGCUGUAUGAAGCUGCUCGCAUCAUCCAGACUGCCUUCCGCAAGUACAAGGGGCGCCGCCUGAAGGAACAACAGGAGGUAGCGGCUGCAGUCAUUCAGCGAUGCUACAGGAAGUACAAGCAGUAUGCGCUCUACAAAAAGAUGACGCAGGCAGCCAUCCUGAUCCAGAGCAAGUUCCGCAGCUACUAUGAGCAGAAGCGCUUUCAGCAGAGCCGACGGGCAGCCGUGCUCAUCCAGCAGUCGUACCGCAGCUACAAGGAGUACGAGCGGCUGAAACAGGCGCACCGCGGUGCUGGACCCCUACAGCAGAAGAUGAAGGCUUCCUUUCUCACCAAGAAGCAGGACCAGGCUGCCCGCAAGAUCAUGAGGUUCCUGAGACGAUGCCGGCACAGGAUGAGGGAGCUGAGGCAGUCGCAGGAGCUCGAGGCUGUGCCCAUCCCUGGGUUGACGACAUAACUGGUGUGGUGGUGCUCAGACCGAGAGAGCUACUCUGUGUGUCUGAGGGAGCGGUCACCGCGAUAUCUAUGCCUUCCAUCAAUAAUUCACCCCCCCCCGUAUUCCCCCCUUCACAUUGUCAAUCACCUUUCUCUAGGGUCUCCAGUGCUGCUGCAGGUGGGAAGCUCCCUCAUGGCAGUCUUGGGAAGCUCCCUCAUGGCAGUCUGGGGAGAGGCUUCCUUACGGCAGCCCAGGAGGAGCUCCCUCAUGGUGGCUCAUGGGGAAUCACUCACGGCAGUCUGGGGGAGGCUCCCUCAUGGCAGCACAACGGGAGCUUCCUCGCCGCUCCCGGUCCCUUGGAAUUUGUCCAUGUUCUGUGCUUGGCUAAGGUUGGGGGCGGUGAGCUGGUUCCAGGGUGGAGGAUGAGGGAGGUGAGUUGGGGGCGUCCAGACUGGACCCUAGUGCCUGAUCCCCUAAAUCCCAAACCCCAGGAUGUGAUCAGGAUUGGGGUCUCUCGCUUGGCUGGAGGGUGGCGGUGGGGUCCGGGAUAUUCCUGGAGUUCUCCUCUCCCCAACUAAUGAUGGCUAAUCAGACUGACUCCACUCCUGCCUGGAUUGGUUUGUGGAUGGGACGGUGGGGCAGUGUCUCUCCCCACCCCAUUCACACAUAUUCUGAUCCCCAGUGGGUGAUGGUUGUAUCUAUUUAUUUAUUUAUUUAUUUAUUGGGUUGUAGUGCCUGAAUCAGUCCCUUGAGCCGUUCCACCCAGCAACCCCCUCGAUUUAACCCUUACUCAAUCAUGGGGCUGGGAGAGAGACGGGGGAGUCAGAGAGAAAGAGAGAGGAAAAGGGGCAGGAGUGAAUGAGAGAGGGAGUGGUCUGAGAGAAAGAGAUAGGGGACGCGGGCAGGAGAGAAAGAGAAAGGGGGGAGCAGAAGCAAGAAAAGAGUGAAUGUGGAUCUGGGAAAAGAGACUGGGGUGUAAGGCUGGGAUUUGGGACGGAGACUGGGGAUCCUGUGCAGGAGCUCUGUCUGGGGCCUGGGCGGCUGGUAUGAUCCCGUCUUGGAACACGAGGGGUUCCGAGGACAGGAGUGGGGAAAUGCUUCUCUGGGCCAGGGUAUGUGGUAAAGCCUGCAGAUGUAAAUAUUGUUUGAUUGCACUGACAUGUAGCGGUGAGCCACCCUGCACUUGGGUGUUGGGCUGAAAGGGGUGGAGACUCGCGUCGCGGAUGCAUUGAUGCACGGACAUGUGGGAUGGUGGGAUUGGGAGGUGUGGCCAGUUCCUCCUGCAGACCCAGCAGUUGGAAUCCCCCUCUGCCUAUGUUGGGUGCACGCUUGCUGUGGGAAUUCCCCCAUCCUGUCUGUAACUAGUCAUGGGCUUUCAGAUUGUUCAUGUACAGGACCAUAACUGGGUGUGUCACUGACUCUGCCCAUGACUGUACUGAUGUAAUUGUUGAAAUAUUUCCUAAAUUAAACUUCA